UUUCAUCUCCUUUGUUGAUUCUGGAAAAGCUUUUCAAUCACCUGACUCUAUCCAGAACUUUUUCCGUCGAUUACCACUCUCUCGCGAAAAUUUAGCUUCCUUCGUCGUGGAAAAAAUUUGCAGCAGCAAGCCAUGUCCAAAUACGAGUACCCGAGGCUGUCUCGUGCCGACAUAAUGACGAUACUGGCCGAGUCGCAGAUUGCCACCAUCUCUGAAAACGACCUCAAGAACCCUAGCCCGGAUUUUGUCUCGGAUCUCUACACCCGACUUCUCAUCUACCUCGACGCUCUCCACGAGGAAGAUCAAGGGCAAGUUGAUUUUUCUGCUUUGGAGCAGCUUGAGAACCCGGAUCUUCAUGUCGGGUCAAUCCAGAUCAUGAAUUUGUACAGCAAGGUUAAGGAGAUGGUGGCUUCAGUGGAUUGCCCGAUCAAAUUUACUCUUAAGGAUUUGAUAAGGCCAGAUGCAGCUCGGACUGAAUUUUUUUUCAGUGCAAUCCUGAAUUUCUGUCUUCACAAAGAUUCCAAGAUGAAUCUUCUAAGACCAAUUGUGGAGGAACUGACUCUCCAUUAUGACCAGCAAAAAGAGUUAGAGGCUAAGAUUUCUCAGUUGAAUGCUGAGAUUGCCAAUUAUAAUGAAAUGAAAGAAAAGGAUUUGCCACUUGUUCAAGAGUUAGAUGCAAAAGUUAAAGAAUUGCACCAGAACAUUGCAGGCCUCAACAGUCACCAGAUGUCUCUGAGAGCUUCUUUAAGAAAGUUGAAGGAGAAAACUGCAGACAUGGAUAAGGAGAUCUCCAAAGCAGAGUUUGAGCUGGUGCAAAAUGUCCAAGAAAAUGCUAAUUUGCGCUCAAAAAUUGUUCAGUCACCGGAUAAAUUGCAGAGAGCUUUAGAGGAGAAAAAAUCUGUUCGUGAGCAGGCAAAGAAUGCUGAAAGAUCAGCAAUGCAAUCUUUCCAGGAGAAAACUGCCACUCUGGAGGUUUAUAUGAAGACUCACAAGAAAAUGUCAAAGCACUACGCUCAGAUGCAGGCAAUAAAUGAACAGGUUUGUGUAAAGUGAUAAGGAAACAAACUUUUCAAAAGGAAAAGAUCUUUCCUGAAAAUCAGAAAGAGAUUUGUCAAAGUUAAAUCACUAACUCUGCCUAAAAUCAAGGACUUAGUAAUUGAGAACUUAAUGCUCUUACUAUUUCUCACUCUGUCUAAGAGUAUAUAUGUGUAUUAUAUUUGAGUUAAAAUCAGAAAGAAAAAAUGAAACAUACAAAAGCUUAUAGAGUUCUUCACAAAGCCCUUUUCUUUCCUUUGCAAAUUGUCUAU
Carica papaya (papaya) is the source of this 1307-nucleotide messenger RNA. The record is from RefSeq and is a predicted model, not a curated record. NCBI's taxonomy places the organism in Eukaryota, Viridiplantae, Streptophyta, Magnoliopsida, Brassicales, Caricaceae.